This is a messenger RNA of Quercus robur (English oak), 1636 nucleotides long. RefSeq names its product GPI-anchored protein LLG1-like. Bases 1059 to 1577 code for a protein of 172 amino acids. The transcript has 3 exons. Lineage: Eukaryota; Viridiplantae; Streptophyta; Magnoliopsida; Fagales; Fagaceae. The record is from RefSeq and is a predicted model, not a curated record.
CUCUUGGGUUAAGACCCUACACCUCAGUUGCUAAUGAGCUAGGUGAAUAGUCUACAAAUGAGGUAUAAAGAGCUGCAACACGCUGCUAGUGGGGGAACUCAAAUCCAUACUCUAAGUCAUGUUGGCCCAAGCCCUUACCAUUAGAUCAACCAACGUGUUAGUUAGUUAAAGAUUAGUGUUUAUUACAUACAUAUUAAUGCACACACCUUUACAAAUAAAGUCACGAUUUCAAUUGUUUUUUUGCAUGUGUAAAGAUAUGCAUAACAAGUUUCUGCCAUGUGUAAAAUAUACUAGAACCCUCUCAAUUUUGUAUUGGUUGUUUGAAAUUAGAUUUGGUACAUGAAUUGAACUUUAAUCACGGUGCCAAAUAGCCCAUUCCCAAAAAAUUUAUAACAUCCAGUCCACGUGACACGCACAUGCCGCCUCAUUCAAACCCAAUUUAUCAAAGUUACUCUCAUUCUCAAACCUGUCUCACUGACUGAACCACAUGCUGACAUGCAUGUAUGCAAUUAGGAUUGUUUUGUAUUUUCCGGUGGGCAUUGGUCUGAGAUUGAGUUUUGUUUGGGAGUGACUACAAAAUCGAGUUUGAAUGAGGCCUCGGCAUGUGCACUGGAGUCUGGAGUGGAGGUUAGAUUUUGGAGGGCAAGGGAUUUAUUUGGCAGUGAGUAGCACACAACAAUGCAGAUGCUAAUACAGUUUAAAAUGUACACUUACUAAAUUUGGCAAAGAUGAUCCCAGAAAUGGACAACUGGAUUGAGUGGUACCAAAUCUAAAACCUUAAAAGAAACCAACGUCUUACGUUGUUGUUGUAGUAAUAACAUUCACAAUUUCACAUACAAUAAUAAGUGACUCUCUUUCUCUCUUGCCCCUAACAAUAAAAACUUACGCGGUUUUUUCCCACCACAUUUCCUGCACUUCUUCCGCAACUCUCCCCUUCAAACAAAAACCUUACAAAGUGUUGCCGAAUUUGUGGGAAAGGCGGAGAUUGUCGCCUCCACAGCCCGAUCUUCCAAGCAACCAUCGAAAACCCCCAAAAAUUUAAAAAAAAAAAAAAAAAAAUGGCAUCUUUGAGUCAUUUUCUUCUUUAUUUCUUCCUCUUCUCCUUCUUCCUUAUCACAGGCUUGGCCUCUUCUAAUUCCUCUUUCCUUUCAGAUGAAAUAUUUGAGUCACGUGAUGAAUCCACUGGCCGUGUCCUCCUUCAGGCCAAGAAAGCAUGCACUGAAAACUUUGAGAACAAGAACUAUACAAUCCUCACAGCCCGGUGCAAAGGACCACAAUACCCACCUGUGGUUUGUUGUAACGCUUUGAAAGACUUUGCUUGCCCUUUUGCGGAUGCCAUCAAUGACUUGACAACUGAUUGUGCUUCAACCAUGUUCAGCUACAUCAACCUCUAUGGAAAAUACCCACCAGGCUUGUUUUCCAACCUGUGCAGGGAAGGAAAGCUUGGUCUAAAUUGCACUGAUGUAGGACCUGAUCCCGAUGACAUUAGUUAUGGAGUUCAUACAACUGUGACACACUCUACAUUGCUAAUCAUCACUGCUGGCUUCAUAGUCUUCUUAUUAUUCCAUUGGUUCUGAAGGAUGAAAUUUAUGAGAAUAUAUAGCCACUCUUUACUAUUUAUUGGUUUAUUUAUUCA